CUUGAGCCUAUAAGUAUGGCCAAGGCUUGUGGCUUCUGGCAGCAAGCAUUGUUUGCGAUCAUGGCUGCAACUGCAAAAGUCCUCCCGAAGCUUACAAUCGUCCCCCUUCUCGCCCUUCUGCUCUUUCCUUUUUCCUCGCACGGAGGUGUGAUCUCGGUCUACUGGGGGCAGAACGGCGGCGAAGGCAGCUUGGCUGAUGCUUGUGCCUCCGGCAACUAUGGCAUCGUCAACUUAGCCUUUCUAACCACGUUUGGCAAUGGUCAGACUCCAGUUCUCAAUCUCGCCGGUCAUUGUGACCCAUUCUCCGGCACCUGUACUGGCCUAAGCAACGACAUCAAAGCUUGCCAGGAUCGUGGGAUCAAGGUGCUGCUCUCUAUCGGAGGUGCAACCGGUGGCUACACCCUCACCUCUGCUGACGAUGCUCGGAGUGUAGCAGAUUACUUAUGGAACAACUAUCUGGGCGGCCAAUCAAGCUCUCGACCAUUAGGAGACGCCGUUCUAGAUGGAAUAGAUUUUGACAUCGAGGGUGGCACUACAGAGCACUGGGAUGAGCUAGCCAAGGCUCUAGCAAGUUUCAACCAGGGAAAGAAGGUUUACUUAGCGGCAGCCCCACAGUGUCCAUUCCCAGACAAAUGGCUAAAUGGUGCACUCAACACUGGGCUUUUCAACUACGUCCAAGUCCAAUUCUACAACAAUCCUUCUUGCCAGUACUCUGGCAAUGCCGACAAUCUCAAGAAUUCCUGGAACCAGUGGACAUCUAUUCAGGCCGAGCAGGUGUUCUUGGGGUUGCCAGCAGCUCCUGCUGCUGCAGGGAGCGGCUAUAUUCCUCCAGAUGUGCUGGUGUCUGAUGUUCUUCCGACGAUCAAGAGUUCUCCUAAAUAUGGAGGUGUGAUGCUUUGGAAUAGGUUCUACGAUAUCCAGAACGGGUACAGCCCAGCUAUCAAACCCAGUGUUUAAAGAGCUCGCUUUGAAUUGUGAGAGUUUGAAUAAAAUUAAAUAAGAUCAAAGACAUAUAGAAUAAGGACAAGAAGUUAAUUGUCUUCGGCGAGGUUAUCUCUAAGCUGUUGAACCUUAUAAUGUUUAGAAAAGUAAAAAUAAUUUUAAAGGUUGAAGAUUUGUCCGUUA
Messenger RNA from Diospyros lotus (date-plum), 1125 nucleotides. Its product is annotated as acidic endochitinase-like. The transcript is spliced from 2 exons. The coding region runs from base 16 to 957 and encodes 313 amino acids. Gene Ontology annotation, molecular function: chitinase activity. Gene Ontology annotation, cellular component: extracellular region. The record is from RefSeq and is a predicted model, not a curated record. Gene Ontology annotation, biological process: carbohydrate metabolic process. NCBI's taxonomy places the organism in Eukaryota, Viridiplantae, Streptophyta, Magnoliopsida, Ericales, Ebenaceae.